Messenger RNA from Acipenser ruthenus (sterlet), 792 nucleotides. Its product is annotated as circumsporozoite protein-like. The coding region runs from base 1 to 792 and encodes 263 amino acids. The transcript is spliced from 2 exons. Lineage: Eukaryota; Metazoa; Chordata; Actinopteri; Acipenseriformes; Acipenseridae. The record is from RefSeq and is a predicted model, not a curated record.
AUGGACGUCACUAAACUAACCACGCUGUUGAAAGCUCUGGAUCAGAGACGGGAGGUGGCGGAGAAUGAAAGAGAUGAUAGAUACACAGUGCUGAUCGAGAGGGACUCUAAAGCGAAGGCGCAGAAGAUGACGGUGGAGGAUGAUCCGGAAGGUGAAAAGAAAUGCACCGCCGGAGCACCCCGUGCUUCUGGCAGCAUUACCACCGCCGGAGUGCCCCGUGCUGCUGGCAGCAUCACCACCGCCGGAACGCCCCGUGCUCCUGGCAGCAUCGCCACCGCCGGAGCGCCCCGUGCUCCUGGCAGCAUCACCACCGCCGGAGUGCCCCGUGCUGCUGGCAGCAUCACCACCGCUGGAGCGCCCCGUGCUCCUGGCAGCAUCGCCACCGCCGGAGCGCCCCGUGCUCCUGGCAGCAUCGCCACCGCCGGAGCGCCCCGUGCUGCUGGCAGCAUCACCACCGCCGGAGCGCCCCGUGCUGCUGGCAGCAUCACCACCGCCGGAGCGCCCCGUGCUCCUGGCAGCAUCGCCACCGCCGGAGCGCCCCGUGCUCCUGGCAGCAUCGCCACCGCCGGAGUGCCCCGUGCUCCUGGCAGCAUCACCACCGCCGGAGCGCCCCGUGCUGCUGGCAGCAUCACCACCGCCGGAGCGCCCCGUGCUGCUGGCAGCAUCGCCACCGCCGGAGCGCCCUGUGCUCCUGGCAGCAUUGCCACCGCCGGAGUGCCCCGUGCUGCUGGCAGCAUCACCACCGCCGGAGCGCCUCGUGCUGCUGGCAGCCGUGACGCUAUCCUGCCAUAA